UAGAAGGAGUGCUAGUUCCUAACAGCAGAUCAGAAACUCCCUGGAGACAGACGAUAAAAUGACAUUAGAUCUUGAGGAUUAUUUUAGGACCGUCUUUGAGGAACACCUCACAAAAGUGUCUGCACUGGACAGAGGUCUGUUGACUGGAGCGACGCGGAUGAUUUUGAAACAGAAAGAGAUCAGAGAGGUGGAUAAACAGCUCCAGACACACACAGAGGAGUUUGAGCUGAAGAAGGAGAGUUUGAGAAGGCGGAGAGAUGAGUUGAUGAAGAAGGAGGAGAAACUGAAGGAGUCACUGUUCAAAUUUGAUAAAUUCCUCAAAGAGAAUGACGCCAAGCGUGUUCGUGGUGAAAAGAAGGCGCAGAGAGAGAGGGAGGCAGUUCGUCAAAAGGAGGAAGAGAUAGAGAGAUUGAAGGAAGAGUGUGCUGUCCUGGAGGCCUGCAGACUCAGGCUACAACGCAAGGUGAAGAAGAAUGCCCUCUACUGGGCUUUUUUGGAACAGGUCCUCAACCUCACCAAGUAUGAGGAGGUGUGGGAGCUGCUGGGCAGAUUUGCCACCCUGCUGUCCAACAGAGAGCAGCUGCAGCAGAGGGAGAGCGAAAUGCUUGAGCAGGCUGACAGUCAACGGGGGGCACUACAGAGAUACACUGACCAACAGAGCUGUAGCAUUCUGCAGAAGAACAACCUGCUGUCUCAUCUACAGACAGAGCUGGACCAGAAACGCUCUGACACUCUCAGAUGGGAGAACACAUGGAACCGCAUUCAAACCACAGCAGCGAAGGAGACGCUUCUAUUAGGCCAAGUCAAAGUGGUGACCCUUAACCUUUACCAUAUGAUGGGCGGGACCACAGGACAGGAAGAGGGUGUGGCCAUCGAUGACACAGUAGCACAGCUCGAGAAGAUUCAGCUCUUUAUCCAGGACCAGUCUGCCAUAGUGAACAACCUCAAACAAAGCCGUUUUCAGACCGUUACUAAAGCAAACUUAAAGUGAGCAGGUGGAGGAUGGUCAAAGACAGACAGAAGAUCCUGCAGGACUUAUUGUUGGGGAUGAUGUUAUAUCUUGUUAAGUUUCCACACUGGUAGAUGCAAUGAUUAGCACGGUGCAGCAGAAUAUGGCAUGAUGACAAUAACACAAUCAGUCUAGUACUGACACCUAGUGACCAUUUAAGGGAAGACUAUUAAGCAAACGUUUGCUUAAUAAAUGGAUGUUUCUCAAGUGUACAUUUAAAAUAGUAAUAUAGCAGGCACUCAUACCCCGAGACACCCACAUUAGUGAAUACAUACUUUCAUAUUUAUACUGGCCCCCAAUGAGAAUUGAACACACAACCCUUGCAGUUUAAGGACCAACUACCACACAGUGCCAAUAUAUUCUAUUACCAUGCAGUAUUGCAUAACAAUUAUAAAUGGCUGAGUUUAAUGUAUACUGCUUCGUUAUUGCUAUUAUAUACUCAAAUAAUACAGCUCUGGAAAAAAUUAAGAGACCACUGCACUUUUUUCUUUGCUUUCCAAAAAAGUUGAGAAGGAACGUUUGCAGCUUUGGUUCAAAUUUGACCUGCUAUUCCCAAAAUA
Molecule: messenger RNA, 1569 nt
Organism: Esox lucius (northern pike)
Lineage: Eukaryota; Metazoa; Chordata; Actinopteri; Esociformes; Esocidae
Gene: cfap73
Product: cilia and flagella associated protein 73
Exons: 7
Coding region: 59-991 (310 amino acids)
Source: RefSeq, a predicted model, not a curated record